Melospiza georgiana is the source of this 867-nucleotide messenger RNA. RefSeq names its product proline-rich protein 2-like. The record is from RefSeq and is a predicted model, not a curated record. Lineage: Eukaryota; Metazoa; Chordata; Aves; Passeriformes; Passerellidae. The transcript has 2 exons. Bases 1 to 867 code for a protein of 288 amino acids.
AUGUAUGGCAUUGAUGGACAGACAGAAAACACAGAGCGCGAGCACACGUGUGGCACCGCCAGCAUCUCGGCACAUGCGUGCGAGCGCCGGGCAGAGCCCGAGCCGCAGCCGCCGGCCGGGACGGGCCGCCCCAUCUCACCCCCCCGGGGCCCGCCGUGGCCGCCCUCGCCUCCGCCCCCUCGGGGCCGGAGCACCGGCACCGUGUCCCGACCCCCCCGCAGCGGCGGCGCUCGGUCCCGCCGCGGGACAGCCGGGGCUGCGGGGCGCGCGGCGGAUGCGGAGGGCGGGGGAGCGGAGCGAGGCACCGGGGCCGGGGUCCGGCCUUUGUCUCCCGCUCCAGGGGCCGGCAGGACCGCGGCUGCCCCGGGGCCGGGCUCGGGGCGGGGUGCGGCUCUCCCGGUCCGGCGGGACAAGCCGCAGCCGCUCCGGUCAACCGAGGGCGCUGCGGGGCGAUCCCGGUCCUCGCGGCGGGUGGCGGACCCCCCCCCCUUCACCUUCCCACCGCCGCUCCCGCUGCCCCCGCGGCUCCUCCCCGGCUCUGCGGCGGCUCGGCAGGUGCCCGCCUCCGCCCCCGCCGGCCCGUCCCGCCGCACACGUGCGCCCGCGCCCCGCCGGCCCUUUGUCUGGGACCGGCACCGGGACCCGCGCCCACCGACACCCCGUACCCCGCCCCGGCCACUCGCCCCCCCCGCUCCGCUAUCCCGUGCGGGGCCGUAUGGCCGGGGAGCGGGGAAACGGGGGGGGAAGAGGCGGCCCAGCCAGGGAAGCGCAUCCCACCGGAGCCGGGGCGGGGGGGAGCAGCUGCCCCGGGACCGGGGGUGGGAGUGGGGGGGGAACGACCCGUCGGUGGCGGCGAGGCCGCUCUAA